AUGGCGAAGGCAGUGGUCUACGCGCUACUUGCCACCGCCUUUAUCUUUCUUCUCGUCAUGCUUCCCUCCAAACACCGUGGCCCCAACCACCCCCACCCCCACCUUGGCCUCAACCGACGUCUUGGCUACGCGGGUCACGCCCCCAUAUUCGACCCUCUGGCAGCCAAGAUGGAGUGGUACGCCAAGGAAAGUGGUGGAUUAAGAGGGGAAACGAAUAGUCACGUGGGGUUGUCGGAACAGAACAACAAUCCCAUGAUGAAUGCGAGUGAGGUGGAAGAAAUGCAUGAAUAUCUCGGCGAUGAGGGAAAGUUGAACCUCACGUUGAGGCUGAUUACUUUGUUCCCGUUGAUAGACCAGGCGCCAAAAGACGGGUUGAUUAACUCUAAUGAGCUCGAGGAUUGGGUCAUGAAACAAACCGUGGAGAGGUUGAAUUAUAGGACGCAGAAAGAAAUGGAAUCGUAUGACAAAGAUGGUGAUGGAACAAUUUCUUUCAUGGAGUAUCUGCCCAAGUUUUCCAUAAAGGACCUAGAGAUAAACGGAAUGGAGCACGGUGAAGCUGGAUGGUGGAAGCAGCAGUUUGAUAAUGCAGAUGCUGAUAAGAAUGGAUUACUUAACUUCAAUGAAUUUAAAGAUUUGUUGCACCCAGAAGACAGUAACAACGAAGAAAUUCACAAAUGGCUGUUGAGGGAAAAAAUGAAGCGGAUGGAUCAGGAUAACGAUGGCAAACUGAAUUUCCAGGAGUUUUUACACAACGCUUAUGAUAAUUACAAGACUUACGUUGAAUUUGAAAGGGGCGGGAAAAAUGUACCCACACCGGAAGAGAAAUUUGCAGAACUUGAUGUGAACAAGAACAAACUCUUGGAAGUGGAAGAAUUGAAACCAAUGCUGCAUUACAUUCACCCAGGAGAAUUUUCCUACGCUAAAUAUUAUGCAACCUUUCUGAUGUCGGAGGCGGAUGAUAACAAAGAUAGAAAAUUAACGCUCGAGGAGAUGCUCGAUCAUGACUAUGUUUUCUACAGCACAGUAUAUGAUGACGGCAUCAACGAAGAUUUUGAUGCGGAUUUUCACGACGAAUUCUGAAGCUUGAUGCUCCCGAGAAAUGGAUUUUUCGAUUAGUUUUGGCAGAAAGCUUAUCCUAAUUGUGUAUUUGUUUUGUCAUUUGAAAAAUACAGCAAAAUAAAAUAUUUUGCUUUCAUUAGGUUGAGCAUUGACUCAAAUAGUAGUGGUGCGUAACUGGUAUAUACUUAGGAUAGAAAAUAGAGCGUUGUGUGAAAGGGUUUUACUAAUUAGGAACG
Messenger RNA from Pyrus x bretschneideri (Chinese white pear), 1295 nucleotides. Its product is annotated as reticulocalbin-2-like. Gene Ontology annotation, cellular component: endoplasmic reticulum. Gene Ontology annotation, molecular function: calcium ion binding. NCBI's taxonomy places the organism in Eukaryota, Viridiplantae, Streptophyta, Magnoliopsida, Rosales, Rosaceae. The transcript has 6 exons. The coding region runs from base 1 to 1080 and encodes 359 amino acids. The record is from RefSeq and is a predicted model, not a curated record.